UCACGUUUGUGUCCGUGGUGGUCCCACCCAUCAAAACACCAACAUGCAUUCUCACACCGUGCACGCUGACGGAGCUUUAAAGAGGCCGUUUUUACAAGACUUCUUUUGCUUCUCUUGACAGUCGCCUGUCAGCUGGGGCACUACCUGCAGCAGCUGACUGGAAGACAGACACCAGCUGCAACAAAUACAACGUGAUAGGUGUGUGAAAGCAGAAAGAGCUCAUGAAGGACGAGGAGCAGCCGGGGCACUGGCAGGAGACRGGCAGAUGGGUGGGCUACGAGGAGAGCUUCGACCCGCAGGCGGGGGUGUGGGCCUCCUCACAGAUCUCCUACCUCACGUUCAGGAGCCUCAUCCAGCUGCGGCGCACCAUGAACACUGUUGUGACCAUUUUCGACGGCGAGGAGAAGACUCUGGCUGCCAUCGCUGAGAAGAUGGUUGCUGAGAUGGUUAAUAAGAAGGAAAUCAGGUCUGGAGACCGGGAAGGUGUGCUGAAAUCGCUGGUCCAAAACCGCAGUGAAUCAUCUGAUCCAGAAAGUCAAAAGCUGACUGAUGGAGUGGACCUGCACAAGUUUUCUGUCCAGGAAAGAAAGGAUGAAAGUGAUCACGUCGAGGCCUCAAUGGUGCUCGUAGGAGCCUUGGAUUUCCURGAGAAACCCACGGUUGCUUUUGUGCGUUUGAAGGAAGCGACGGCACUCGACUCAGCCCUGGAGGCCCCGGUGCCUGUUCGCUUUGUUUUGGUUCUGGUUGGCCCUGGCAAGGCUGACAUGGACUACCAUGAAACGGGCCGAGCUUUGGCUGCUCUGAUGGCUGAUAAAGUGUUUAACCAGGCAGCAUUAGAUGCAAAGAGUGCCAGAGACCUGACGGACGCUUUAGUCGAAUUCAUUGACUGCAGCAUCGUCAUCCCACCAACAGAAAUCAAGAACGAAGCUAUGCUGAGCUCCAUCAUCAACUUUCAGAAGAAAUUCCUGAAGGACAGACUGCACUCCUCAGAGAUCAUGCCCCGCAGGGACUCCAAAGCUCAUAGAGUUUCUAUUUCUAGUGGCUCUCCUGCUGAAGACCCCCUUUCUCGCACCGGUCGACCAUUCGGGGGCAUGAUUCGAGACAUCAAGAGACGCUACCAGUACUACAAGAGUGACCUCACAGACGCCCUGAAUGCCCAGGCUCUUGCUGCUAUCAUCUUCAUAUACUUUGCUGCCUUGUCGCCUGCCAUCACUUUUGGAGGACUUCUGGCUGAYAAGGUGGACAACAUGAUGGGUGUAUCGGAGCUCCUGCUUUCUACCAGCAUCCAGGGGAUCAUCUUCUGUUUUGUCUCUGCUCAGCCCAUCCUGGUUAUCGGUUUCUCUGGUCCUCUUUUAGUUUUCGAGGAGGCCUUCUUCGCUUUCUGCAAGUCCCAGGACAUCGAGUACAUUGUAGGGAGGGUGUGGGUCGGGGUGUGGCUCAUCAUCAUUGUGGUGACCAUUGUGGCCUUUGAGGGCAGCUUCCUGGUGCGCUACAUCUCACGCUUCACCCAGGAGAUCUUCUCCAUCCUCAUCUCCAUCAUCUUUAUUUAUGAAACUUUUGCCAAAUUAGGAAGGACCUUCAAGGACCACCCACUAAUUCUGAAUUACGAUCACCUGAACUCAACAAUUGAAAACCCCUGGAACCCAAGGAUGGAAGAGACCUUCAUCUACGACAACGCCACCGGCAACAUCACCAUUAUUGUCGACAUGAUAAAACCGCCAUACCCCAACACGGCCCUGCUCUCCAUGUGCCUCAUGUUCGGCUGCUUCUUUAUUGCUUUCUUCUUGCGGCAGUUUAAAAAUGGGACAUUUCUUCCUGGAAAGGUCCGUCGCUUGCUAGGGGACUUUGGCGUUCCUAUUGCCAUCUUCCUCAUGAUAUUGGUGGACUACAACAUUGAGGAUACUUACACUCAGAAACUGGUUGUUCCCAAAGGGUUGACAGUGUCAAACCCAGACAAGAGAGGUUGGCUCAUCAACCCCUUCGGAGAGCACCAGUCUUUCCCUGUGUGGUUGAUGUUUGCAUCCUGCAUCCCAGCCUUACUUGUCUUCAUCCUCAUCUUUCUGGAGUCUCAGAUCACAACACUGAUCAUCAGCAAACCUGAGAGAAAGAUGAUCAAAGGUUCUGGCUUCCACUUUGACUUGCUKGUUCUAGUCGGAAUGGGAGGGCUCUGCGCCAUAUUUGGCAUGCCGUGGCUUAGCGCCGCGACAGUCCGAUCAGUCACCCACGCCAACGCUCUCACAGUCAUGAGCAAAGGACCAAAACCUGUGAUAGAGCGAGUGCUGGAGCAGAGGAUCAGUGGCAUCGUGGUGGCCUUGCUUGUUGGUCUGUCAAUUCUGAUGGAGCCGAUCUUGAAGCUGAUUCCCAUGUCGGCCUUGUUCGGGAUCUUCCUCUACAUGGGAGUCACGUCACUGAAUGGCAUCCAACUGUGGGAUCGUAUACUGCUGCUUCUCAUUCCUAAGAAAUACCACCCUAAUGAACCUUACGCCACCAGAGUGAGCACAGGGCGGAUGCACCUGUUUACAGUAAUCCAGAUGGUGUGUCUAGCACUCUUGUGGCUUGUGAAAUCCAGCCCAGCWUCCCUGGCGCUCCCCUUUGUUCUCAUCCUYACCAUCCCUCUGCGCAUGUUGAUGACUGGCCAUCUCUUCACCGAGCUGGAGAUGAAAUGUCUGGAUGCUGACGACGCCAAAGUGACGUUCGAGGAGGAGCCUGGGCAGGACGUGUACUGUGAAACUCAGAUGCCUUUGUAGACAUCUUCCUCAGCAACUAAUGACACUAUAUGUAUUGUUUAUAUUUUCUGAAAACAUAUAUUUAUUCUAUUUUAUCCUAACACAAACUUUUAAUUUCCUGAUGAAGACAAAAAUAUUUAAGUGGUUUUAUAUAUUUAUUUUUGUUUUAUGAACAUGAAAUGCAGAUAACAGAUCCCAGCUGGAAGUGAAUAUGGAUGAACAGCUUUAACAUCUUAAGUUUAAAUUCAUUUCUUGUUUUGCUUGUCUGGAGAAGAAUAUUUUGUCAUUUUCUUUUUUUUUCACAAAAUACAAUUUUAUUCAAAAUGCAAAUGCUUUGUGUAGUUAAAGCUGGAGAAACGUAAUUCAAAAGUUCAAGCCAACACCUCAGAUUCAAAGCUUAAGUAUUGAAAAAAUACAGUAAAUAAAUAUAUUUUUCUCCCCUUUUGCAGUCACAUUGAAUGUAAGAGUAUUUUUUUAAGUUUCUUUGAAAACAAGUCUUGUUUUCAAACAUUUAGGCUAAUUGUGAAUAAAGAUUUUGCAUUUACAAGCUGUUGAUCCAGCAAAUUGUAUGCCGGCUUUAUUAAAGACAUUCAAACAGUGUAAAGCCAUAAAAAACGUUUUAUUGUGUUGCUGUUCUUUUGUUAUCUCUAUGAACAAAAUGAUCGGCCAUUUUCAGUAAGUUAGAGUCAUUUUGAACUGGGCUUGCUCAGUAAAAGUACAUCCAAUGAUUACCCUGUGAACGCUUCAUUAGGUCUGUCCAGUGGGUCUUGAAAUAUUUUGCUAACAGACAAUGUUGACUGUAACUCUGUGGCGAAAAGCAACAAUGUGGCACAAUGAGUAGCACUCAAAUUAUGUGUUGAGAUUUUCACUCACAACCACACCAAAUUCAUGUGAAUGUACGUAAAAUUAGUUUUUGUCAUGCUGAUCAUCUGUGGCAACCAUCUUUAAUUGAGUACAUGAUGUAAUUAGUUGCAGGUGUUCAACCAGUGAUUACUUUCUGGGAGUUUCAUUUAUAUUUAUCUCAUGGUUUGCUCAGU
Molecule: messenger RNA, 3763 nt
Organism: Austrofundulus limnaeus
Lineage: Eukaryota; Metazoa; Chordata; Actinopteri; Cyprinodontiformes; Rivulidae
Gene: slc4a1b
Product: solute carrier family 4 member 1b (Diego blood group)
Exons: 18
Coding region: 222-2747 (841 amino acids)
Biological process (GO): transmembrane transport; bicarbonate transport; monoatomic anion transport
Cellular component (GO): basolateral plasma membrane; plasma membrane
Molecular function (GO): solute:inorganic anion antiporter activity; bicarbonate transmembrane transporter activity; monoatomic anion transmembrane transporter activity
Source: RefSeq, a predicted model, not a curated record